CAUUAAAUAAUGACGCUUUAACAGGUAUUAAUGCAAAUCAGUUUCUUGGAGAAGUCUUGGUUGUAAGAAAUAAUGCUGGGGGUGAUAAUACAAUAACUGGUGCUAAUAUUAUUCCAGUGGGUACAUGGGAUGAAGAUUGGAGUAUAGCUGGAGGACAUCCCGCACCUAUAGGAACUCCAUCUCCAGCCAAUUAUGCGAAUGCUGAUGCAGGUAAUUCAAUUGUUGCAUCCGAAAUAACUCUUGGACAAUUUUUAUACUGCCUUGAAUAUCUUUAUCCUACGGUUGAAGCACAAAAAAAUUUGCUUUUCUUUGAUCAGAUUACGCAAGGAGAUAUGUCAAUACUCGAGUAUAAUGUCAAGAUAUCAAAACUCGAAAAACUUGCUGGAUUACCAGAAUCAAAAAUGAGAGAGCAGUAUAUUUGGGGAUUAAAUCCUAUGAAUCAAUACAAUGUUCGCAUGAUGGCUAAAUACCAUGAUACUAGAGAUAAUAUUACAAAAGCAUUA
Messenger RNA from Ambispora gerdemannii, 503 nucleotides. Lineage: Eukaryota; Fungi; Glomeromycota; Glomeromycetes; Archaeosporales; Ambisporaceae. The record is from the annotation of a GenBank genome assembly.